Diorhabda sublineata is the source of this 637-nucleotide messenger RNA. Its product is annotated as acyl-coenzyme A thioesterase 13-like. The record is from RefSeq and is a predicted model, not a curated record. The transcript has a single exon. The coding region runs from base 105 to 569 and encodes 154 amino acids. Gene Ontology annotation, molecular function: fatty acyl-CoA hydrolase activity. Lineage: Eukaryota; Metazoa; Arthropoda; Insecta; Coleoptera; Chrysomelidae.
CGCUGUAUUUUUCCAUUAAGUAAAAUUGCAGGCACGUGUAAGGGGAUUUUAAAAUUAUGAUAGUAUGAAGGUAAAUGGGUUAUGAGUGAAAUUAAUUUGUAUGUAUGCAUAUAAUUCAAUACUCUAAUAGCCGGAAUUCAAUUAUGUGUAAAGAGAUUUUAGCGCAACAUAUUUCAAAAAUAUUGAAAGAAACAAAAUCAUUCGAAAAAUGUUUGAAACAUUUAAAAUUCCUAUCACUAGGUGAUGGAAAAUGCAAGGCAGAAUUAAAAGUUUCAGAGGAAAACACGAACCUAAUGGGCACGUUACAUGGAGGACUCUCUGCAACGUUGUUAGAUUGUGUAUCCACCUACGGUCUCCAUUCUCAUAAAAAUGCUUCAGGAGUUAGAAGUGUUUCUGUAAAUAUAAAUGUUUCUUAUAUCGGUUCUGCAAAAGUAGGCGACUAUAUUGUUAUAGAAUCCGAUACUUUGAAGUUUGGAAAGAAUCUUGCUUUUUGUGAAAUAGUUAUUAAAAAUAGAGAAAAUGGAAAGAUUUUAGUUAAAGGUGAACACACAAAGUUUCUACUGGAUUAGUUUUAAUAGAGAUUAUUUUGUAAGUAGUUGUUUUUUGCUUCAUAGUAAUAUAUUUUGUUUAGAACUUU